AUGUCAAGCCUUCUCAAUGCUGCUGCACAACUUUGGCACGCCGUAGCUGGAGACGGCACCCAAGAAGAGCAUGCAAACGAAUCAAACCAUGCAACUACACCACCAAGGAACCUUCUCCCCCCGAGCCCCUUCGCCUCACAAGAGCCCUCUCCUCGACAGACGAACGCCUUAAUAGACCUUACAUCAGCUGAGAGCCACAGUCCAAUUUACGAGAUCGACCUACUACCCAAGCACACAUCCUCACGACUCCAGCACCGCCCUAACAACGGUGAGCGCCGGAAGCUCUCAGACGCAACACGGGUACCGGAUCCUGCGCAAGGAUACCAGGGCCCGCCCGCAAUGAAGAAGCCUGCGGCGGGGAAGGGCUAUCAACCUAUCAACACCCUCAACAGUAAUGCCAUCGCCGACCGCAAUAACCCAGCUUUCGGCCGCAAGCACACAACAACAUACGGCAAGCAUGACCGUAACACGAAAUUGAUCGGCUUGCAGCGAGACCGUGGACAACAAGCGUUCCUGGAGCGAAACCCAAGUCAUAAAUCGGCAACCUCCUACAGCUAUAGCGUGCCGCAGGCUUCGCCACUCAAACGCAGAAAGACUGAGCACCCCAACGUUAAGCACCCGCAUACCGUCCAGGAGAUUGAUGACAGCGAAGAAGACGAGAUCCAAGAGGUGAUACCACCCGCUAGUCAAGCAUCCACACCAAGAGCACGUUCGAUCAUGUCUUCACGAAGUCCCCACAGCACAGCUAGUAAGCAGUCUGGUACAGGGGCGAAACCUGCGUCGCAGCCUAUGAGCGAGUUUGCACAAACCAACAAUCUCCUGAACCCGAAACGUGCCCCAAGCCGCAGACGGAAGAACGUUAAUGCAACCAACAAGAGUCGCAGGGGUUCCCAGGCCGAUGUCCCUUUCCUCGGCGCCGGAAGCCUCUCUCAAGGACAGUCUGCCAAUAUCGCUGACGACGAUAUUAAGCCGCCUGGGACGGCGAGAAAGACGAUUCUUCAGAGCAUCGAGCAAGGCGUGAAGCGCAAUCCAAGUCUGAUCGAAUCGCAGCAUUCGAAUGAACGUGUGACGUCAAAGCAUUUUCCGACGAUGCGCAUCAAUGAGUCAACCGCAGCGGAAACUUACGAUAGAAUUACUAGCGGGGUGAGCGAGUCGGGGUUGACCAGAAAUCUACGCGAGUAUCGACCUGCGGAAAGUCAUAUCCCAGAACUCAAGGGUGAUCCAAUCGAGGGCAGUGAAGACGAGCUCGCGCAGCCAAAUACAUCAAAGUCAAGGCGUAAGCAGUCGCCUUCCACGACUUCACAGAUGAAGCAUAGCGCUGCCGCGCGGAAAAACACCAUUGACAAAUGCUAUCAACUCGAAUAUGCUCGGUCGUAUGGGUUUGGGCCUGAUUGGGCGCAGUUCUCAAUGGAACAUACCGAAAAUCCAAGGAAAUUCCGCAUCUCUGGCCUUGACCUCAACGGCAAUUCAAAAGUCCUGAAGAUACUCGAUCUUGCCAGCAUCAACAGGAUCACAUCAGACAACACGCACAGCAUGAGGAUCACAGGUCCAUCUGUGAACGGUAAUAUGUAUUGGUGCGAUUUGAAAUUUCCCGAAUUCAAAGACUUCAUACAGUUUCGCGACAACUAUAUCAUCCCCGAGGUUGCAUGCAAUGCCCAAUCUAGUGUAUCAAAUGAUAGGGACCAAAUGGAAGAACUGUUCAAGAGGCCGUUGAAGAAGAACGACAAGAUCGGAACAACUCCCAUGGUCAAUGAAGAGGUAUCCUCCAACCAGACACAAAGCGGACAGCGUAGAACGCCCAGAAGCCGCCUAAUUACCGGGAUGACAAGCGACCCGCACACCGCAAGUGAUUCAAACCCUGACGGUCUGACAAAACCUCCCGCAUCCACGCGAGCACAGGCGCGCCCAGCUCGAGCUACUAGAGCAACAGCCUCUAUGCAUGACCAAGAUAUACUCGAGAAUGGAAAAGAGGCUGACAAGUUCUCAGUGAGGGUGGGGUUAGGGAAGCGGUGGCCCAACCAGCUAGAUUUCAACAUUGAGGAAAGUUUCCUCAAACGGCGAAGGUGUACCGUCAACUUCGAUGAUCUCCCCAGAUUGGACGAGGAUGAAAUGCUCAACGACAGCCUCGUCAACUUCUACAUGCUGCAAUCUCCCAGGUAUCUGUACAAUGAGCUCAAAGUUUCGGUUGAUCGGGUGUAUUUCUUCAACACGUAUUUCUUUGAGUCACUCACCAAGAAUACCAAAGGACGAGAUGCUAUCAACUACGAUGCUGUGAGAAGCUGGACAAGGCGAGAUGAUGUGUUCAGCUAUGAUCACAUUGUCGUGCCGAUCAACGAGAAAUACCACUGGUAUCUGGCGAUCAUUUGCAACGUUUCGAACAUUGCUCGAAAGCCCGCCGUUGACGAUCUCCAAGAGGAUUCGCAAGAUCUGGACCGGCCAACGACUGAUGUCCAUACGGCUGGAGCGAAGGUGGAUUCGAACAAUGACACGAUUGCUGAACACCAGGAUGAGAUCGCCGGCAAGACACUAGUUACUGGAGGACCUCUUGUCCAAGAGAUCCUUGACAAUGAUGAUGAGAACCUUUUCGAAGAAGAGAAGAAGCUCAGUCUCAUCGAUCGAGAUGAAGAAAGUGUUGCUGAGAGCCAACAGCCAACUAAGAAGCAAGACCGGUCUGAUGAACAGCAGGUUCAGGAUCAAGUUGCAUCUGCCGCACUUUUAUCAGCACAAGCCGAGGGCACUUCGUCAAUCCUACUAUCAAGUCAGUCGAAACAAGCACUAAAGAAGAAAGGCAAGCAUAGGCCUACAGCCCCCAAAAAAGACCCAGAGAAGCCAGUUAUCAUGAUACUCGAUUCACUAUCUGGAGCUCACAGUAAUGCAACGCGUGCCUUGCGAGAAUGGCUCCAGGCCGAAGGCUUAGAGAAACGCGGCAUGACCGUCGAAAUUGACAAUAAGGGCCACUACCCCAAGUCUGCGCAAAUUCCCAUGCAGAACAACUUUUCCGAUUGUGGCCUUUACGUUCUCGGCUAUGCCAAAAAGUUCUUUGCAGACCCUGACGGGUUCAGGAAAAAGCUUUUGACGGGAGAGAUGUCCGCAGAAACAGACUGGCCAGAUAUGGAUCCCUCGAAGAUGCGGUCCGAUCUGCGCAACCUGAUAUUCAGACUCUAUGAUGCUCAGAAGGAAGCACACAAGGCGAAGAAAGCUGCAAAGGUUAGAGAUGCGCGUAUCUCGCCCACCAAAGUUGGGUCUAAGCGGACCAGCCCCUCUGCACAGCAGUCAAGCGCUGUUGAGGCUGACACCUCGGCCAUCGCACAGGCAGCUACUGACGGGGAGCUGUCAACGGUAACAGCUACGGCUAAAGCUACUACACCUCCAACAGUGACACUCCGCCUUGCGUCUCCAUUCGCUCCUGAGGCACGAACCGACAAGAGUCACCCACACAAUGUUGAAGACGCGAAGAAAGACAAUGUCUCCCACUCUCCUCCGACUGCAAUAUCAUCCCCGACAACAUCCACGAAGACGAUACCUGCAGAACCGAAGCAGGCACCCGUGAAACGUCUAAGUAGUCCAGAGGUUCGUGUUUCUACCAAAUCACUACAUAUUGAUAGUUCCUCUUACAUGCGAUACGAUGGCGCGAUCGAUCAACCACGUCGACCUACACAACAAUCAACUGACUUGACAAGUCCUCUGCAGAAGCAUGGACUGCGCAGCAAAGAUGACGGAAAGCUUCGCAUGCCAUCUUCAAGGAAGACCCAAGAGAGUUCCCCGUCACGACCGCGACGCGAACGCCCGGUGCCUUCGAGCCCUUCACAGCCGCGUACUCGAUCGGGCAGCUACGACGACCCCAUCACACUCGACGACUCGCAGGAUCUCGAUGCGCCUGUUCAGCAGCAGCCGCGAUCGGCAAAGAAGCCUCCACCAAACGUUAUCGAGCUCGAUCGUUCGCAAGAGACCAUUGAUGCGCCGAUUUGCCGUGCCAAAGCUAUAAGCAAAUGCCCACCCGCCCAACGCAGGACUUAUCGGCAAACACUCCAACAUGACGACUCGGUGCAGGAGGGCGUCGGGUACGAAUGGCAGGAGGGCCGAGACGUGACACAUGCUUUGAAAACUUCGCUUGAAGAUGAACGAAGGAGGCUCAGUGAACAAGUGAACAAUCCGCUACAUGAUUCAGAUCGCCCAAUGGAGAAUGUAUACAACGCAGAACGGGUAUACUCGCAGUCCUCACACACCAUGCAGGAGGUGCCAGAGACACAGGCCAUGGACGUCGAUGACAAAGUAAUUAAGGAGACGCCGGGGCGGCAGAGAAGCAGCCCUGGACUAGACGCGGAUCCGAUGGACUGGCAACCGAUGCCCGUCUACAAUGGCAGGUGA
This is a messenger RNA of Macroventuria anomochaeta, 4368 nucleotides long. RefSeq lists its product as uncharacterized. Gene Ontology annotation, biological process: protein desumoylation. The transcript is spliced from 8 exons. Gene Ontology annotation, molecular function: SUMO-specific endopeptidase activity. The record is from RefSeq and is a predicted model, not a curated record. Gene Ontology annotation, cellular component: cytoplasm; nucleus. Bases 1 to 4368 code for a protein of 1455 amino acids. Lineage: Eukaryota; Fungi; Ascomycota; Dothideomycetes; Pleosporales; Didymellaceae.